AUUCGGCACCCUGCACAGGCACAUACCCUUGCUGUCCAGGCUGUCGCUGAACAAGUCCGACAAGGCGCAUUGCAGAAAUGUGGAUCACGUCAAGUGUAAUGGACAAUCUCAACCAAUGUACAGACAACCAAGAUUCAGCUCUAGGAGACAGUACAGAAGAGUAGUAUUCAAGCACGGUGAAUGUAAUGUUGUUCAAGGAAAAGUAGCUAAAAGAAGAAGAAAAUAUUUACAGGAUAUAUUUACAACACUUGUUGAUGCUCAAUGGCGAUGGACAUUGUUAGUGUUUUCAAUGAAUUUCAUGCUCAGCUGGUUAGGGUUUGCCGUUGUAUGGUGGCUGAUCGCACUAAACCAUGGCGAUUUGGAAUUAUCGGUUAGGGAUAAUAACUCAACGUGGGUACCAUGUGUUCGAGAAAUGUAUUCUUUCACGUCGUGCUUUCUGUUCAGCGUCGAAACUCAGCACACAAUAGGUUAUGGUUCCAAACACACAACCGAAGAAUGUCCUGAAGCAAUAUUCAUUAUGUGUCUACAGAGCAUAGUAGGCGUUAUGAUCCAGGCAUUUAUGGUGGGCGUAGUGUUCGCUAAAUUAUCCAGGCCGAAAAAACGAACACAGACAUUGUUGUUCAGCAGAAAUGCUGUAAUCUGCCAAAGGGAUGGAAUUCUGUGUCUCAUGUUCCGUGUAGGUGACAUGAGAAAAUCGCAUAUUAUUGAGGCACACGUUAGGGCGCAGCUAAUAAAGAAAAAAAUGACAAUAGAAGGUGAACUGUUACCGUUUCACCAACAAGAACUUAAAGUCGGCGGUGAUGGUGAAGAGGACAGGAUAUUCUUCAUAUGGCCUACGACUAUUGUUCACAAAAUUACUCCACAGUCACCGCUGUAUAUGCUUUCGGCUGCCGAUUUCUUACAAGAGAAGUUUGAAAUUGUCGUUGUCCUAGAAGGAGUUAUCGAAUCAACGGGAAUGACGACACAAGCUAGAUCAUCGUACCUACCAAAUGAAAUACUUUGGGGACAUAGGUUUGAUACACUAGUGUCAUUCAAAAAAGAAACCGGUGAACACGAAGUGGAUUAUAGUUUAUUCAAUAAUACUUAUGUUGUAGACACGCCGCUUUGCAGUGCACACGAUCUGAAAAAGCUCAUUUCGCUUCGGGCCCAUACUGAGAUGCACCAUAUGCAACCCCUGGAUCACUCUACCAACUACAGCGACCCGUCGGACAGUACUUCCGGGUCUAGGACUUACAAGCCCCGUAGUGAACUACAUGACAAGCAAUUGUCUACCAGUGACCUGAUGAUGGCCCAACUGGAGCCGUUCCUCAUAAAACCCGGUGAACUGCCCGGGCCAGAAUCAUUCCUGUGACGAUUAAUGAUCUACAACGAUCAUUUUCUGCCACCUAUAAGCUGAACGCUGGAACUACCAUCGUUUCGUAAUAAGCAGAGGCAUCCCAAUCAUCUUCCACUCCCAAAAUUAUUGUGAUCUUCUUAGACGUUAUUGGUUAUUAUAAUUUAUUGUACUUUGGUUUUUAAUAAAAUUAGUUAAUUUGA
Messenger RNA from Melanaphis sacchari, 1536 nucleotides. RefSeq names its product G protein-activated inward rectifier potassium channel 3-like. Gene Ontology annotation, cellular component: plasma membrane. The record is from RefSeq and is a predicted model, not a curated record. Gene Ontology annotation, biological process: potassium ion import across plasma membrane; regulation of monoatomic ion transmembrane transport. Lineage: Eukaryota; Metazoa; Arthropoda; Insecta; Hemiptera; Aphididae. Gene Ontology annotation, molecular function: inward rectifier potassium channel activity.